AUGUCAGUUGGGAAAGGAGCUGCCGGGCACCGGCUUGGUAUGCGCGAAGUCUCUGUGUUGUACAAGCGAUACAAAACUCGGAAGCAACCAAACAGAACAGCCGGAUCACCUACCACUAACCCUGCCAGUCGGAGCCCUUCCCCGGAGCCCAAGCUCACUCCAUCCGAAUUAGCUCUAGACAAUGAUUUGGAUGCGGAGGAAGCCCUUGAUCCAAAUUCAAACCCCCCUCUGUCGAGUCAACUACAAGGUCCUGUGUCUCUUUCAAAGGCGGAGAGUCGAGUGGAAGCUUUCCUGGCCAACUGGGCCAACCAGGCCAACUCAAUCGCGCAGACGUGCAAUUGCGAGAUGAUUGUCUUUGUGGUAUCAACACACCUCGGUCGCCACUCCUUCCAGCUCACCAAAUCAACCCAUCGCGCCUUGCCAUUUGUUGAGCUUGCUGACGAAGUCGACCAGCCUACCACCUACCCGGCUCGAUUUCAGGCAAGUUUGGUUGGUACUUCUGCCUCGGACCUUGCUAAGCACAACAAGCCUUCCCGCCAGGUGCGCGCCCCACGCCCAAAUGUUACCGAAAGGAUGAUUCAAUUUGCGGUCAAAAAAACAAACAACGCCAUUGAUCAUUGGCCGUGGUCAGACAAUAAACAAGACCUUGCGCAAGUAGGUUACAGACUGGUUACCGAUCCUCGGCUGCGCACCCCUAUCAAGAUGUUCACCUCUAGACCAAGUCGUUGGCUUAAGGUGCAGUACAUCCAAACGUUAAACCUUGACCUCGACGAUGGUUACAUCAAUAUUGUCCCCCUUGACAGCACUAUUCCUGUCAGCUCGACUGACACUCCUAUCCCAUACCCCAGUCUUCAGCGAUCAAUGCCACCAAUUGAAGACUCUUGA
Molecule: messenger RNA, 885 nt
Organism: Puccinia triticina
Lineage: Eukaryota; Fungi; Basidiomycota; Pucciniomycetes; Pucciniales; Pucciniaceae
Exons: 3
Coding region: 1-885 (294 amino acids)
Source: RefSeq, a predicted model, not a curated record